AUGGCAACAGCCGCUAUUGCUGCGACACUUGCAGCAACAGCAGCAGACAGUCUCAAGGCAGCGGGCUGCGAGGCUCCUCUGGCUUUUGAGGGGUUCUCUGGCUUACAGCAGGAGCAACAAAAGGGAACGCGAAUACAGCGGGGUCUCUAUAGCAUUCUUGAAGGCCUACGGCAGCUCCCCACAGAAUGGGAGUCUAUGGCUCCUGCUGCUAUUGCUGCAGCGCGGGGCUACGCCACACCUUAUCCUACUGCACCUGAUGCAGCACCUGCUGCUCCCGCUGCGUCGACAGCUGUCUCGGAUAUUGAGGUGCUGCUUCAAGAAGGCGCAGCAGCAGCAAAACAACUGAAGAAGAGCUGGUUGGGCGCACAGUAUGUGUUACUGCUUCAAACAGAAACAAACGUGGCGCCACCGCAAGAGCAGCAGCAACAGCUUCUGCAGGGCGAUACUAUCUGGCGACGGUCAAAGCGCUUUCUUUCCUCGGUGUUGCCGUUGCGCCGUUUGGAGAGGUGCAAAGACAGCGCUGAUAGUAGCAGCAGCAGCGGUAAUAGCAACAUUCUUUCCCAGGAAGCGAACAACAAAGACAGUGGGGGAGACUUGCUGCUGCAGCUUCUGCAAUUGGCGAUGCACUCGACGGUGCGCUGA
This is a messenger RNA of Eimeria mitis, 642 nucleotides long. RefSeq lists its product as uncharacterized. The transcript has 2 exons. The record is from RefSeq and is a predicted model, not a curated record. The coding region runs from base 1 to 642 and encodes 213 amino acids. Lineage: Eukaryota; Apicomplexa; Conoidasida; Eucoccidiorida; Eimeriidae.